Molecule: messenger RNA, 497 nt
Organism: Prunus mume (Japanese apricot)
Lineage: Eukaryota; Viridiplantae; Streptophyta; Magnoliopsida; Rosales; Rosaceae
Product: zeta-carotene desaturase, chloroplastic/chromoplastic-like
Molecular function (GO): oxidoreductase activity
Source: RefSeq, a predicted model, not a curated record
AUGGCUUCUUGGGUUCUUUUACCCGUAGCUCCUGUAACUGGUCGCUGUCUACUGGCUCCUGUGAGAACUCAGAGGUCGUCCUCCAUCUGCAUUCGGUCUUUUCUGGACACUAAUGUUUCUGACAUGAGUGUAAGGGCUCCAAAAGGGUUGUUUCCACCUGAAUCUGAACACUAUCGGGGUCCCAAGCUAAAAGUGGCUAUAAUUGGAGCCGGGCUUGCAGGCAUGUCAAUAGCAUUUGAGCUUUUGGAUCAAGGCCACGAGGUUGGUCCAAUUUAUGUUCUAGUCCCCCGACUGCUCACAAUUUUGUCUGAAUUGUGGAUAUAUAUGAGUCAAGGCCUUUCAUUGGUGGAAAAGUGGGAUCCUAUGUUGAUAAACGUUGAAACCACAUUGAAAUGGGACUCCAUGUUUUCUUUGGUUGCUACAGCAAUCUUUUCUGAUUAAUGAAAAAGGUGAACAAAUAUUGCUUGGUUGAACUGCUAUGACAUUUGGGUGAUCCU